AGCAAAAUAAUUGUUUUAUUUGUAAUAUAAACACACACACCAAAGGAGAAAGUUUCACACUCACACACAACCACCUCGCGUUCUCUCUACCAUACAAUUUACAAACAAAACCAAAAACUAAAAUAAACAAAACCAAAACCUCAGAGAUUCGAUCUUCAUUCCCCGACGACGCCGGCGGAGCUCUUAUGGCGGGACAGUCGCGAAAAUGGAUGAUUCUAGUGGCGACGAUAUGGAUUCAGGCUUUCACCGGGACGAACUUCGAUUUCUCGGCUUACUCUUCGGAGCUGAAAUCGGUUCUGAGGAUUUCGCAGGUGCAGCUUAACUACCUCGCCGUGGCUUCCGAUCUCGGGAAGGUGUUCGGGUGGUCGUCGGGGCUCGCGCUGAUGUAUUUUCCGAUUUGGACGGUGCUUUUCGCGGCGGCGUUUAUGGGGUUCGUCGGUUAUGGAGUACCAGUGGCGGAUGUAGAGCAUACAAGGAUCCGCCAAUGUGGAGUACAGUGGCUCGUCAUAACUAACUUCAUCUCUUUGCCGUAUAUUGUGGUGUUCCUCUGUUGUUUACUCGCUGGUCUAAGCAUCUGUUGGUUCAACACAGUCUGCUUUGUCCUCUGCAUCAGUAACUUCCCUGCAAACAGAUCACUUGCUCUUUCCCUCACCGUCAGCUUCAACGGUGUAAGCGCAGCUUUAUACACUCUCGCUUACAACGCAAUCAACCCAACCUCUCCUGAGCUCUACCUUCUCUUAAACGCUCUUAUACCCCUUGUCAUCUCUUUCACUGCCAUCAUCCCUAUUCUUCGCCAACCGCCUUUCGAGCCUCUUCCACCAGACGGAGUUCGCCGUGACUCUCUCAUGUUUCUAAUCCUCAACAUUCUCGCUGCUUUAAACGGUGUUUAUCUCCUUCUCUUUGAGUCAAACUCCUCUGCUUUAACCUCUGCUCGUCUCCUCUUCGGUGGAGCUAUCCUCCUCUUGAUCCUCCCUUUAUGUAUUCCCGGUUUAGUCAUCGCCCGGAACUGGUAUCUUCGCACGAUCCACACCAGUUUUCGUCUCGAAGGCUCCGGUUUCAUUCUUGUUGAUCCUGAUGAGCUUGAGUUGCAUAAAGGGAUGCUUGCACAUGAAGCCAAUAGAGAAAGCUACCAGUUGCUGACCGAUGAUGUUGUGCCAAACCCGGUUAAGACUAUAGCUGUGGAGGAAGGUGAUGCUGAUGAGUCUUCUUGUUGCAAGAAGCUUAUCACAAGAGGUCAGCUUGAGCUAUUGGGAAUUGAACAUUCUCUGUGGCAGCUCUUAAGCAGAGCAGACUUCUGGUUCUACUAUGUCGCCUACUUCUGCGGUGGAACCAUUGGACUUGUGUACAGCAACAACCUCGGACAGAUUGCUCAGUCUUUAGGACAAAGCUCAAACACCACAACUCUUGUCACACUUUAUUCCUCUUUCUCGUUCUUUGGAAGAUUACUCUCUGCGACACCAGACUAUAUCCGAGCGAAGGUUUAUUUUGCAAGAACCGGAUGGUUAGCAAUCGCGUUAUUACCAACGCCAAUCGCGCUUUUCUUGCUCGCAUCAUCAGGAACCGCGUCAGCACUACAAGUUGGAACCGCUCUGAUGGGUCUAAGCUCAGGAUUCAUAUUCGCAGCAGCGGUUUCCAUCACAUCAGAGCUUUUUGGACCAAACAGCGUUGGGGUUAACCACAAUAUCUUGAUCACAAACAUACCAAUAGGAUCAUUGAUCUAUGGAUUCUUGGCUGCAUUGGUCUAUGAUUCACAUGGUACGACAGGGAUCAAGUCCAUGACCGACUCGGUCGUGUGUAUGGGACGAGGUUGCUAUCACAUGACGUUUGUCUGGUGGGGAUGCUUGUCGGUACUUGGACUAGGUUCGAGUCUUGUCCUGUUUAUAAGAACUAGAAAAGCUUAUCAACGGUUUGAACAAGCUCGGAUAAGUUCAAACAUUGAUUCAUAGAAACUUGUCUCAAUCCCCCAAUGGCUUGUGUGUAUAUCAUUAUAUGUAGGAUCUACAUUUUAUAACAGAAGUUAUAAUGGACUGUUAUAGAUUUUUAUAUAAACAAAGAUUCACUUUCCA
Molecule: messenger RNA, 2066 nt
Organism: Brassica napus (rape)
Lineage: Eukaryota; Viridiplantae; Streptophyta; Magnoliopsida; Brassicales; Brassicaceae
Product: protein NUCLEAR FUSION DEFECTIVE 4-like
Exons: 4
Coding region: 186-1946 (586 amino acids)
Cellular component (GO): membrane
Source: RefSeq, a predicted model, not a curated record